Messenger RNA from Scleropages formosus (Asian bonytongue), 4630 nucleotides. RefSeq names its product jumonji and AT-rich interaction domain containing 2b (gene jarid2b). Gene Ontology annotation, biological process: regulation of gene expression; chromatin remodeling. The transcript has 18 exons. NCBI's taxonomy places the organism in Eukaryota, Metazoa, Chordata, Actinopteri, Osteoglossiformes, Osteoglossidae. The record is from RefSeq and is a predicted model, not a curated record. Gene Ontology annotation, molecular function: DNA binding. Bases 609 to 4484 code for a protein of 1291 amino acids. Gene Ontology annotation, cellular component: nucleus; chromatin.
GCCCCCUACUCACCAUCCCCCGUGCGCGCACAUGAGCGGCGCCGCUGUGAGAGUUCACUUGUCGUACUGCAAGCUCCGGCGCAAAACGUGACCGCGCACCUUUUUUUUUUUUUUUUUUUUUAAAAAAAAAAAAAAAAAAAAAAAAAACAAAAAAAAAUAAUAAAAUAAACAAAAAUAUUCUGCUCGCCCACAUUUUUAAAUACCCUUUUCCCCGAGCAAGAUGUAACUUCUCACAGCGAAUGAAUGCCCGCUCUUUUUUACAACACUUAUUUUCCAUUUCUCUACAGGCACAGGAUCGCGGGCGACGAGCCUUGCCGUUGAUGGGAGAUAUAUUGUGAAUUGUUUUCAGUAUGUUACGCCGAAGUGAUCUCCUGUUUUGCUUCUUCCUUCUGCUCGUGGAUCUCUGAUUUCUCCGAUUUGUCUCAUUUCGGGAAUUUGGCACCGAAAGCACUGAACCGGGGAGUGCGAGUGGAGCGCCUUCUAUCCACAACAAACGGGGGAUUUAAACGGCACUCGACGUGCUCCACAGAAAUAGAGAUAAAUAUAACAAUAAAAAUAAAUUCAUGUGGCGAUUCUCUCUUUAGCAAGAAAACAUUUUGGAUUGCAGAAUGAGCAAAGAAAGACCCAAGAGGAAUAUUAUCCAAAAGAAAUACGACGACAGCGAUGGGAUCCCCUGGUCGGAGGAGCGCGUGGUGCGCCGAGUGCUCUACCUCUCCCUCAAGGAGUUCAAGAAUGCGCAGAAGCGGCAGAUUGGGGACUGCCUCGGAGAAGGACCCAAAAACACAAAUGCUUCGCUAUCAAACGGCCAACUGAAUGGAUCCGGACCGAAGGGGCUGGAUAAGGCAGACCGCUCCAGAGGCUCCUCCUCCCGCAGCACCGACGGCAGCAGUGACUACUCCGAGGAUGGUCCGGUCAAGAAGAGGCCAAGACUGCAAGCACAAAGGAAGUUUGCCCAGUCCCAGCCCAACUCCCCCAGCACCACCCCGGUGAAGCUGCCUGAGGUGGCACUGCCCGCUCCAGUGUCCCAGAUCACGGACCUCUCAAGACGCAAGCCUAAGACCGAGGACUUUCUGACCUUCCUCUGCCUGCGAGGCUCACCAGCGUUGCCCAGCAACAUGGCAUACUUUGGGAGCUCUCAGGAUGAAGACGAGCUGGAGGAUGAGGAGGAGAGCAUGGCGAGUGGUGCACCGUCCACAUCCUGCCAGUCCACUCCACGGAAGGGCAAGCCGCCUGGGAAGCAGGCGGUCAACGGACAUGUGUUCAACGGCCACGGCAAGGUGUCUCGAGAGAAGGACUCCACUCCGAAACACAAGGGCCGCGAGGCGACGCCGGCGAAGGAGCGCAGCGAGACGGCCGAGGGCCGCAAGGAGCACGCUGUUGUCGGCGAGGGGGUCUCCACCCGGGGGCCGGUCGCCGGCGGCUUCCACUACAGGCAGUCGGCAGAGGAACUCCGCAAGCAGGUUUCCAAAGUGAACGGACUCACUCGGGCAUCCGCCCUGGUUGCGCACGCUCCCAGUGCCAAAACAAAAGACUUCCGACUGCCGUCCAAAACUGUGAAGUACGCGGACGCCGCGACCAAGAGCCACGUCGCACACACCAAAGCAAAACGAGUGCUGGUCAAAAAAACCAAACUGAACCACAGCAAACACACAGUUGUCCACAGACCCCUCCCCAGCAAUCAUCGCCACCACAACUCCCUCCUCCAUCACCAUCCCGAAAGCAACGCCCGCCAUCGCCUCCACCACUCCAACUCAGGAAAAGCCCAAAGUAGCAAUGCAAAAACCCGCAAACAGGUGCUAUUGUCCAAUGGGGCACACAAAGUGGCCGGCGGGGGUAGCAUGCGGCUCAACGGACGGCUCAACGGGCGGCUGUGCGCCAAGGACGACAUCCGGCAGGGACGCGAGGGCCUGCGUAACUCCAAGAGGCGCCUGGCAGCCACCGGGGGAGCCUUCAAGCUGCUCCUGGCUGACUCCAAAAAGGCCUCUGUGCAGGCUUCGUCCCCGGAGACGCGCAGCAAGAAGGCCAUGCAAGAAAAAGAGUUGCCCAAUGGGCAUGCCGCUGUGGAGCCGGUGCCUCCGCCGCCGCCACCACCCCUGCCGCCACCUCCGCCGCCACCCCCAGAGAACCAGCGACCCCGGCGGUCCACGGCCGGCAAGCUCAUGUUUAUCAGACAAGCACACCACAAGGCCCAGGCUGCCCCGGUUCCUCCCUCAGCCCCAGCCCCAGCCCCACCGCCUCCCCCCCAUCGCUCCACUACCUCAGCCAGCGAGCCGCACCGCACCCCUCACAAACCAGCAGAGCCUCGGCCGGAGAAGGAGAAGGAGAAGGAGCGCGAGCGGUCCCGCGCGGGAUUGUCGUACUUACCGGAGGUGUUGGUGCUGAAGCCCGACCAGGGCGAGUUCCAGGACCCCCUCAUGUACUUGGACUCGGUGCGGGAGCGGGCGGAGCCGUACGGCCUCUGCCGGGUGAUCCCGCCGCCCAGCUGGCGCCCCGAGUGCAAGCUGAGCGAUGAGAUGCGCUUCGUCACACAGGUGCAGCAUAUCCACAAGCUGGGCCGUCGCUGGGGGCCCAACGUCCAGCGGCUGGCCUGCAUCAAGAAGCACCUCAAAUCUCAGGGCAUCUCCAUGGAAGAGCCGCCGCUCAUAGGUGGCUGCGAGCUGGAUCUGGCUCGCUUCUUCCAGCUCAUCAACGACAUGGGCGGCAUGCAGCAGGUGACAGACCUGAAGAAGUGGAGCAAGCUGGCGGAUCUGCUGCGCAUCCCGCGCUCGGCCCAGGACCGGCUGGCCAAGCUGCAGGAGGCCUACUGCCAGUACCUGCUCUCGUACGACUCGCUGUCCCCCGAGGAGCGCGGGCGGCUCGAGCGAGAGGUGCUGGAGGAGAAGGAGAACCUGGAGCGGCGCAAGGGGCCCCUGGAGGGCCACUCGGAGAGCGCGCAGCGCACCCAGUCGCUGCCCCGCUACGAGCCCAAGAACGGCCUGGUCAACGGCGUGGUGCACAAGAACGGCCUCCGAGGGAAGCUGAAGGAGCUGGACGCGCUGGACACGCUGGACGCGCUCAAGAUGGGCCGCCGGCGACUCUUUGCUCAGGAACAGAGAGCCGAGGAGCAGGAAGACAAGAGCUUCCUCAGCGACCAGCACAAGUGUAUCUACAAGGGCAGAUCCGUGUCCUUAACCACCUUCUACCGGACGGCCCGCAACACCAUGAACAUGUGCUUCAAUAAAGAGCCGGGGGCAGCUGAAGUGGAGCAAGAGUACUGGCGCAUCGUGGAGCAGAAGGACUGCCACGUGGCCGUGCACAGCGGGAAGGUGGACACAAGCACUCACGGGAGCGGCUUCCCCGUUGGGAAGUCAGAGCCAUUCUCCAGACACGGAUGGAACCUCACAGUCCUUCCCAGUAAUUCUGGAUCCAUCCUGCGCCACCUUGGUGCUGUGCCAGGGGUGACCAUUCCCUGGCUGAACAUCGGCAUGGUCUUCUCUACCUCAUGCUGGUCUCGAGACCAAAAUCGCCUUCCAUACAUCGAUUACUUACACACGGGUGCUGAUUGCAUUUGGUAUUGUAUUCCUGCUGAGGAGAAGGCGAAGCUUGACAAGGUGGUCCACACACUGCUGCAGGCCAACGGCACCCCCGGCCUCGAGAUGCUCGAGAAGAACAUCAUGAUCUCCCCAGAGGUGCUGUCGCGAGAGGGGAUCCGGGUCCACCGCACCAUCCAGCAGAGCGGCCAGUUUAUCGUCUGCUUCCCGGGGACCUUCGUGUCCAAGGUGUGCUGCGGCUACAGCGUCUCCGAGACGGUGCACUUCGCCACCGCGCAGUGGAUGAACAUGGGAUACCAAGUGGCUAAGGACCUGAAGUGCAGGCGCAUAGCGAAGCCGUUCUCCAUGGAGAAGCUGCUGUACCAGAUCGCCACAUCCGAGGCCAAGCGGGAGAACGGACACGCUCUGAGUACAGUCGCUUCUCUUCUCAAAGAUCUCAGGGACAUAGAGUUGAGACAACGGCAGGAACUGUACAAGGCGGGGCUGCUCUCCUCGGCCCGCUACGGCACGCAGGACAACAACCAGGUGCUCGGCGACGGCAGGAAGAAGGCGCGCAAGUGGCUGGCGCUGGAGUCGUCCGAGCGGCGCUGCCAGAUAUGCCAACACCUCUGCUACCUCUCCAUGGUGGUCCAGGAGGACGAGAACGUGGUCUUCUGCUUGGAGUGUGCGCUGCGCUACGUGGAGAAACACAAGUCCUGCCGCGGCCUCAAGAUGAUGUACCGCUACGACGAGGAGCAGAUCGACAGCCUGGUGACCCAGGUGUGCGGCAAAGCGGCGUCGAGGGUCAGCGACAGCUGCAACGGCGGCAGCCCCGGCAAGACGCCCGUCAAGCGGGGGCCCCGCAAGCGGGCCACGGUGGAGGUGUCCCUCUCCCGCCUCUCCUCCUCCUCCUCCUCCUCCUCCUCCUCCUCCUCCUCCUCCCACCUGUCCAAAAGUGCUACAGGCUCCUCCUGAAGCUGCCAGGAGAGUCCCUCUGCGUUAUAUUUCUCCUUUUGGUCUUGGUUGCUUUGGAAAUACCUUCCCGACCGCCUCCCCCACUUCCUGUGACAAGGAAGGUUUUGCACUAGCUGGAAAGACUUUUAUUUUUAGACAUCUUUUUU